UUUAUUUUUUUACACUUCAUUAUACUUUCAAAAACGUGAUAAUUUAACCAAAAACUUUUAGAUUAAAACUUUUUAUUUUAGAAAAAGUAUCGUGAACGGACUAGCUGUGGCCCGUAGAUCGUCUCCCGGAUCGAGUGACAGACAGUAGUUGGCUGUGGAGGAGUUCCUGGGUGAGGUGCGUAGCAGGGAGCUACCUCACAGCGCUGGGCUCGUUUCACAACCCACAGCUCUUAAGUUUCUUAUGGCCCGAAAGUUUGAUGUUCCCAGAGCCAUUGACCUCUUCCAAGCAUAUAAGAACACAAGAAUCAAAGAGGGCAUCAUUAAUAUCAACCCGGACGAGGAGCCGCUGCGCUCUGAGCUGUUGAGUGGCAAGUUUACAGUCCUGCCUGGCCGAGAUGCUAAGGGUGCAGCUUUAGCGCUCUUCACUGCCCGCCUUCAUCGACCAGACGUCACUACCCACAAAGCUGUGCUGCAAGCCAUCAUCUAUCAGCUGGACAAAGCCAUAGAGAGUGUGCAAACUCAAAGAGAUGGGCUCAUAUUUAUUUACGACAUGACAAACUCCACGUAUGGAAAUUUUGACUAUGAGCUCUGUGUCAAGAUUCUCAAUUUGCUGAAGGGAGCUUUUCCUGCCCGUCUAAAGUGUGUCUUCAUUGUUUCCUCUCCUCUUUGGUUUCGAGCGCCUUUUGCUGUUCUCCGCCUGUUUGUGCGUGAAAAACUGAGGGAAAGGGUUUGCACAGUAAAAGCCCAUGAGUUGAUCAGUCACAUCCCCGUCUCCUCCCUCCCCGAACAUUUGGGCGGAACGUCUCAGUACAGCCACGUGGCGUGGAUCCAGUCCUGUGUUAACAUGCAAACGAACACCAUUCAGGAUGAUGCGCACGACUGUGUGGGAAGACUGCUGCGCUCUUACAGCUUAGAUAACAGUAACAAAAGUAUAGGUGUCACUCUGGCCCACCCUCACACGAACACACAGUUGGUUAACUCUAACUGUCACGACGACAACAAUGCUAACCCCCAUAACCACUGUGAUGCGGGGGACAGCAGGACUCGAGGCCUCGGCCAGUUGCAGCAGGGCUCAAACUCUGCUUCUCACGGGAACCACCAGCACUGGAACGGCUCCGCAGUGGGCGGAGCAACCGAGAGCGUUGGUGGCCCCAACGCAAACAUGAAUGGCCGUGGCUGCCAAGCUCCCCCACAGUCAGACACCCCUCCUGACACGCCACUUUCACAGAAGGAAGAGGGGGAUGCUGCUUCUAAGACGACAGACUCUGGCCAUAAGUCUCAAAAUGAAGGACUAAAUGAGGAGGACGAGGAGUGUGACGAAGAGGGAGGGUUACCUUCUUUGCCUAAGAAAUCUCUGCCUCGAGCACCCAACCAGCCUUCCUCACAGUCCCCUCCCCUGUCUUCAUCGUGGGGUCCCGACGAGAGCUGCUACAUGGAAGUGUCUGUCCACAUGCCGGAUCAGGGAGGCAUGACGUUGUAUGAACUGGUGGAUUACGUGAAGAGGAAGAAGAAGAGGGGCAUUUAUCAGGAGUACGAGGACAUCCGCAAGGAGCCUCCAGCAGGCUCCUUUGACUAUUCCAAAAAACUGUCCAAUCAGAUCAAAAACCGCUACAGCGAUGUUCUCUGCCUGGACCAGUCGCGAGUGCAUCUCUGCCAGCUCUGUGAUGAUGAAGAUGAGACAUCUGAUUACAUUAAUGCGAGUUUCAUGGACGGGUACAAGAGCCGCAACGCCUACAUUGCUACUCAGGGUCCUCUGCCGAAAACCUUUGGUGACUUCUGGCGGAUGGUUUGGGAACAGAUGGUACUUAUCAUUGUUAUGACCACCAGGGUUGUGGAGCGGGGUCGUGUCAAAUGUGGACAGUACUGGCCUCUGGAGGAGGGCAAGGCGGAGAAGCACGGAUACUUCUUGAUCAGGAAUACACAUAAUCAGUUGUUUCAGGAUUUCCAACUCACCCAUCUGGAACUGUACAACACACAGUCUGGGGAGAAACGCGAAGUAAGCCACUACCUCUACGUCAGCUGGCCUGACUUCGGGGUGCCAAAAAGUGCAUCUGCCAUGCUGGACUUCCGUGAGCAUGUUCUUGAAAGAAGGAAGGCUGCCGUCCAAAACCUGGGGUCCAGCUGGAGGGGGCCUCCAUGGGGACCUCCUGUGGUUGUUCACUGCAGUGCUGGAAUUGGACGAACAGGUACAUUCUGCACUCUGGACAUCUGCCUAUCUCAGCUGGAGGACGUGGGAACCGCCGACGUGCAUCAGACCGUGCGAAGGAUGCGCACACAGAGAGCUUUCAGCAUCCAGACCUGGGAUCAGUACUAUUUUUGCUACACGGCGAUUAUCGAAUACGCCCAGCGUCACGGGAAACUGUCCCCAGUGCAAUGGUCCGACUCAGACUUGGAGACUGACAGCGAGUGAGAGGCGACUGCACGAACAGGUUAACCGACCUGAGAACAAGAGAGAAGCAGCAAUUCAGGAAGGAGGAGACCCUUUGUCUGCCAGCGAGAAAGGAUGUUACUCUCCCUUUACAGCACGUGGAGCUGACGAGGAGCCUUGCAGUGGAAACUCUACAUUGCAUUCAUGAGCAAGCUGGCCUGCCAAUAUUAAAACCCCUUUUUAUUUAGCAGACUCAGCCUCUUCUUGUUGACAAACAUACAAAUUGUAGCAUUUUUUUAUACUGACUUGCACAUGAGGAAUGACAAACUUGAACUGAAGUCCUCUAAGUCUGAGUCCUUGUCCUUUUUUUUAUAUUCCUUGUUCCUUCUCAGCUCUGAACAAGUAAGUCUGCUCACACAUGGAGCGUGAGGGGCGAGAAAAGGUCAAACUUGAGGACUUAUCUUUGUUUUGUUUUGGAAGUAAUGGUUCGCUGUGAGAGUUGUUGUGACAGAUUACUGUGUGAAGUCUUUUGUCCACUUUCUUUCAUUUGUCCAUUAUUUUUUCUAUGCUUUCUUUUCGAUGUGCAUUUCAUAUUUGUGCAAACGUAGACUAACUUUUCAAAGCCAAAGUCUUUACCCAGAAUGCUUGGAUGUAUUCCUUUACUGAGAUAACGUAGA
This is a messenger RNA of Oryzias melastigma (Indian medaka), 3045 nucleotides long. It is a transcript of the gene ptpn9b, whose product is annotated as protein tyrosine phosphatase non-receptor type 9b. The transcript has 13 exons. Lineage: Eukaryota; Metazoa; Chordata; Actinopteri; Beloniformes; Adrianichthyidae. Gene Ontology annotation, molecular function: protein tyrosine phosphatase activity. The coding region runs from base 242 to 2410 and encodes 722 amino acids. Gene Ontology annotation, biological process: protein dephosphorylation. The record is from RefSeq and is a predicted model, not a curated record.